This is a messenger RNA of Euleptes europaea (tarantolino), 2584 nucleotides long. It is a transcript of the gene SNX25, whose product is annotated as sorting nexin 25. The record is from RefSeq and is a predicted model, not a curated record. Gene Ontology annotation, cellular component: intracellular membrane-bounded organelle; early endosome membrane. The coding region runs from base 59 to 2584 and encodes 841 amino acids. Gene Ontology annotation, molecular function: phosphatidylinositol binding. The transcript is spliced from 18 exons. Lineage: Eukaryota; Metazoa; Chordata; Lepidosauria; Squamata; Sphaerodactylidae.
UUUAUCUGGAAAUGCACACGAACCUGCCCAGUCUAGAAGAGUGAUAAUUUCUCAUAACAUGGAUAAAGCUUUGAAAGAAGUAUUUGACUACACCUAUAGAGAUUACAUUUUGUCCUGGUAUGGACACCUCAGCCGAGAUGAGGGCCGGCUGUACCACCUGCUCUCCGAAGACUUCUGGGAGGUUGCCAAGCAGCUGCGACAGAGGCUUAGUAACAUUGAUGUAGUUAAAGUUGUCUGCCAUGAUGUAGUGAAAGCUUUGCUCACCCACUUCUGUGACCUUAAAGUGGCCAACUCCAGACUGGAAGAGCAGCCACGACCAUUUUUACUACACCCAUGUUUGAAGGAUACUAAUGAGGAAGUACGAUUCCUGAAAGCAUGUUCUCAGAUCCUGGUAUAUUGUCUUUUACCCUCAAAGGAUGCCCAGUCCCUCAGCUUGCGCAUAAUCCUUGCAGAAAUACUUGCAUCAAAAGUGCUGAAGCCAGUGGUAGAGUUGCUGAGUGAUCCUGACUACAUCAAUCAAAUGCUGCUGGCUCAAAUGGAGUACAGAGAACAGGUGAAUGAGCGUCACAAGAGGGCCUACACGUACGCCCCUUCUUACGAAGAGUUCAUCAAGCUCAUUAACAGCAACUCCGAUGUCGAGUUCCUCAAACAACUAAGGUAUCAGAUUGUAGUAGAAAUAGUUCAAGCAACCACUAUCGGUAGCUUUCCACAAAUGAAAAGGCAGAAAGAAAGCAAAGGUAAAGAGACUGCUGCAAUGAAAGCAGACCAUCUGAGGGCCCGAAACAUGAAGAGAUAUAUUAAUCAACUAACAGUAGCAAAAAAGCAAUGUGAAAAGCGAAUAAGACUUCUGGGAGGUCCUGCUUAUGACCAGCAGGAAGAUGGGACCUUUGAAGAUGGUGAUGGUCCUCAGAACCAGAAGAUUCUUCAAUUUGAGGAUAUUUUGUAUAACCCAUCCUAUAGAGAGCACUUUCGAAUUUAUAUGGAAAGAAUGGAUAAGAGGGUUCUGAUCAGCCUCUGGGAAUCCGUAGAAUACUUGAAAAAUGCUAAUAAGGCAGAAAUACCUCAGCUUGUGAGUCAAAUCUAUCAAGAUUUCUUCGUGGAAAGCAGAGAAAUUCCUGUGGAAAAGUCACUUUACAAAGAGAUACAGCAGAGCCUUGUGGGUAACAAAGGCAUCGAAGUGUUUUACAAAAUUCAGACUGAUGUCUAUGAAACUCUAAAGGACAGGUAUUACCCCUCAUUCAUUGUCAGUGACUUGUAUGAGAGGUUGAUCAAGAAAGAAGAGGAGAGGAGUUCUGUCCAGAUAACAUCUGAUGAUAAAGAUGAAGUGAGCCAAAUUUGUGAUGAAGUUAUCGAUGAAGGCAGCUCAGGAAUAAACGAGCAGGCGAGUUACGCCAUGAAUAAGCUACGCCAAUUAAAUGACAAACUCGAAUAUAAAAGACAAGCUCUGAAUUCCCUCCGCAGCUCACCAAAACCUGACAGAAAGAUUGUUUCUAAACUGAAGGAUGAAAUCACAUUGAUGGAGAGAGAACACAGUGACCUUCAAUUACACAUUGAAAGAACAGAUUGGUGGUGUGAAAAUUUUGGCAUGUGGAAAGCCUCCAUAAACACUAGCGAAGUCAUAGAAGAAAAUGGUGAACAAGUGCCCUGUUAUUCUGUUAUGGUGGGUUUGCAAGAGAUUGGCCAUGCUGAAGCUAAAGAAUGGUUGGUCCACCGGAAGCUCAGUGAAUUUCAAAGCCUACAUCGGAAACUCAGUGAGUGUUUCCCAUCAUUAAAGAAAACUCAGUUGCCUUCACUCAGCAAGCUGCCCUUUAAAUCUGUAGACCAUAAAUUCAUGGAGAAGUCCAAGAACCAGUUAAAUAACUUCUUACAAAAACUGCUUUCUAAUGAAAGGCUUUGUCAGAGUGAAGCACUUUAUGCCUUUUUGAGCCCUUCGCCUGAACACCUCAAAGUUAUCGACAUACAGGGAAAGAAAUCUUCUUUUUCGAUCUCUUCUUUUUUGGAGAGACUUCCUGGGGAUUUCUUUUCUCAUCAGGAGGAGGAGACUGAAGAUGAUGAUGAUCUCUCUGACGAUGGGGAAGAUGUGGAUGGGAAAAGGGAUGCCCUUGCUGAGCCUUGCUUUAUGCUGAUAGGGGAAAUUUUUGAGCUGCGAGGAAUGUUUAAGUGGGUCAGGAAGACACUAAUUGCACUAGUUCAAGUUACUUUUGGAAGAACUAUCAACAAGCAAAUUCGUGACACUGUAAAUUGGAUCUUCAGUGAACCGAUGCUUGUAUACUACAUUAAUAUAUUCCGAGAUGCUUUUUGGCCAAAUGGGAAAUUGGCGUCCAGCACAAAGCCCAGAAGUGAAGAGCAAGGCCAGGAGACGAAAGAGAAAGCACAGCAAAAAUUACUUGAAAACAUUCCAGACACGCUACAGAGUCUUGUUGGACAGCAAAAUGCCCGCCAUGGUGUCAUCAAAGUAUUCAACGCACUUCAAGAAACCAAGGCCAAUAAGCAUCUUCUCUAUGUAUUAUUGGAAUUGCUGCUAAUUGAACUGUGUCCUGAGUUAAGAACUCAUCUAGAGCAGCUUAAAGCUGCUCAGGUUUGA